Necator americanus (New World hookworm) is the source of this 4593-nucleotide messenger RNA. RefSeq lists its product as uncharacterized. Gene Ontology annotation, molecular function: aspartic-type endopeptidase activity; nucleic acid binding. Lineage: Eukaryota; Metazoa; Nematoda; Chromadorea; Rhabditida; Ancylostomatidae. The coding region runs from base 1 to 4593 and encodes 1530 amino acids. The record is from RefSeq and is a predicted model, not a curated record. The transcript is spliced from 6 exons. Gene Ontology annotation, biological process: proteolysis; DNA integration.
AUGACUGCCGAAGCAAAUAUGUGGAAUAACAAAACAAGCCAAUAUGAGCGAGUUCUUAUAUUUUUUGAUACUGGUGCACAGAGAACCAUAAUAAACGAACGUACAGCAGAGGAAUUUGGACUCCCAAAGCAAAAAACGGAAAUAUGCACCAUGUCUGGCAUUGGUGGCCAUACUGAGAAAUUUAAAACGUUCUUUGUUCCAUUGAAAAUCUCUACUGUUUUUGGAAAAGAGAUUCAUCUAACGGUUCAAACAAAACCCGUGAUAACUAACGGUUUUCGUUUUCUUUUAGAACAAGAUAAGCAGUUUCUUCAAAAUAACGAUAUUUGUUUGUCCAAUCCAAGAUUGAGAGGUGAACACCAAAACCUCCAAAUUCUAAUUGGAUUAGAUUACUACUACGAAUUUGUUAUGAGUAGCACUAGAACAAGACUACCGUCAGGACUAUAUGUUGCCAGAACAUUAGUAGGUCCAACUCUUCAUGGUCGCAGUACAAGUGCGGUAAAUGUAACUAGCGAAGAGAUUACCCAUAUUCUUACGCUCGUUCAGCAGCCAAGUGAAGCAGAUAUACUUCAGAAGAUUUUCGAAUUGGAAGGAUUAGGAAUUUCCAGCAAUGAAUUUUCAAAUGACGAAAAAACAUUUGAGUAUUUUGAAAAGUACUCGAGAACUAUAUCAUUUAAGAACAGUUUUGUAACUGCACCCUUUCCUCUUAAGGACAACGCAAUCGAUAUAUCCGAUAAUUACGCGAUGGCAUACCGUAGGCUCGAGUUCUUACAGAGACAGCUGGUCACCAACAAAGAGCAAAGGUCGUGGUACAGCAAAAUAUUCAAUGAUUACCUCAAAGAUUCCAUAAUCGAAGAGGUACAUGAACCAGUCAAAAACGCGGCUGACACCUAUUAUAUGCCACACUCCGGAGUGUGGAAACCUUCAAAAACGAAACCUCUCAGAAUCGUAUUUGAUGCAUCCUCGAAACAAAGAGGUAAACUAUCAUUAAAUGAUGUAAUUCACACCGGUGAAUCUUUCGUUAAUAAAAUUCAUGAUAUCCUUAUUCGCAGUCGAAUUAGCAAGUUUAUAUUAACGUGCGAUAUCGAAGCUGCAUUCACUCAGAUCAGAAUCGUAAACAAUCACAAAGACCUUUGUCGUUUUCUGUGGGUCAAAGACAUCAGUCGCAUGCCGACAAAGGACAACAUAGUUGUUUACAGAUUUAACCGUUUGCCAUUCGGCGUUACCGCAUCUCCGAGCAUAUUGAAUAUAGCAAUUCUUGCUUACUUAUGUGCAAAGAAUACCCCACUUUCACAUGAAAUAGCAAGAAACAUUUAUGUCGAUAAUAUUUUAUUGACAACUGCAGCUGAGCAGGAAGCUUUGAAGAAGUAUGUCGAAUCAAAAAAUAUUUUCAAGGAAAUUGGUAUGAACCUACGAGAAUACGUAUCAAAUUCUCAGAUAAUAAAUGAAGGAAUCCAUGAGAAAGACAGAUCACCUUCUGGUGAUAUCAAAUUCUUAGGUGUUAAAUAUAACACAGAAACUGAUCAGUUUAACGUGAAAGUAAAUAUUCCGUCGAAAACAUCAUUUACUAAGCGAGAUGUGGUUAGUAUAAUAAAUUCUGUCUACGAUCCUAUAGGUGUAACCGCGCUAUGGUUUAUCAAAAUGAAAUCGAUAAUGCGAAAAAUCUAUGACAUUCGAAUUAAGUGGAAUGACUAUGUUAAUCCAGUAAUGACUAGUAGAUGGAACACCAUCUGCAAAGAGAUUAAUGGUGCAAGUAUCAGCAUUCCCAGGUCAAUUCUCACAGAAGUGCGAAAUCUUCACACUUCAAAAACAGAUUUAUGGAUAUCUUGUGAUGCAAGCAAUCUUGCUAUAUCAAGUUGCGCCUUCCUGCGGCACAAUGACACUAACGAGGUCACGCAAUUGAUUAGCGGAAAGUCAAAGUUGACUCCCAAAAAAUGCCGGCAAACAACUCCAAGGUUAAAAUUGCUUGGAAUAGUUAUUGGAAUGAGAUUGGGAAAGAGUGUCUUAGAAAAUCUUGAUCACAAUAUAGAUCACUUCAAUCUUGUCACUGAUAGUGAAAUUGCUCUACAAUGGAUUAAUUCCUCUCGAAAACUUCCAGCUUUCAUAAUCAAUCAGAAAGACCGAAUUGAAAAAAUUAAAUCUCAGGUUGGGAGCAAAGGCAUUUCCGUAAACUUUUUCCAUGUUCCAACACACAACAAUCCAGCAGAUGCAGGGACGCGAGGUCUUACAUCAUCUCAACUCGACUCACACAUCUGGGUGAAAGGGCCGCAAUGGCUGGCUCUAGAGCCAUCUAGCUCUAAACUACGCUCUAUCGAUACUUUGAAUGGAAAAGAAAUUAUGGAAGAAAUGGAAACAUUUGAAAAUCCCCAUGUUGAAGAGUCUGAGAGUAAUAAUGAUAAUGCGAACUCAAUGUGCGUAGAUCUAUCGAGAUUUUCACGCUUUAAGACAGCGUUACGAACUGUAUCUAGAGUUGCGAAAGUGCUGCACAAAUGGAUCAAUCGAUGUAAUACUACUAGAUUGACAUCAACUGCAAUAUCUACAGUGUCGCGCUUUGACCCGGACUCGCUAAUUGAUUGCGAAGAGAUGCGCUUAAAUACAAAAAUGCCUAUUUAUAUCGAUAAUGACUCUGACCUUGCUAGACUCAUUAUUAUAGACUUGCAUUGCAACAAUGCUCACUGUGGCAAAGAUCACAUACUGUCUCUGGCUAGACAAAAAUAUUGGAUUCCGCAGCCAUCAAGAGCAAUUAAGAAGUACAUAAAAGAUUGUACUAUUUGUAAGAGAUGCCAAGGUAGAUGGCCUUUUGGAGCUCCAGAGAUACCACCACUACCAUCAGAUAGAGUGACAAUAAGCAAACCAAUUCAAAACGUAGGAUGCGAUUUUAUGGGAUCAUUUCUAUCCAACAGGAAUGAAAGGAUGUAUAUAUGUCUCUACACCUGUCUUGCAAUCAGAGCAAUCCAUUUAGAAGUGGUAGAAAGCCUCACUAUAAGGGCGUUUCUCAAUAGUUUUAUUCGAUUUGUAUCGCGUAGAGGUGUACCCCUUUUAAUGAGAACAGACUGUGGAUCAAAUUCCAAACUUGGUCAGAAAAUAAUCGAAAAGUUGUUCGAAAGUGAUGAAACAACAGAGAAUCCAAUAAUGAAUUACUGUGCUUCGGAAGGCAUUAAAUGGAUUUUUAACCCACCAGCAUCUCCAUGGAUGGGUGGUGUAUGGAAGAGGCUUGUUGGAUCUGUGAAAAGAAGUUUUCAAAAGUCAGUUGGAAGAAAGAAACUGUCAUUUGAACAGAUGGCUACUGUACUCACUCGUAUAGAGGCAAUUAUAAAUACACGUCCACUCACAAAACUCACAGCAACUGAUCUCUCUGAAAUUCCACUCAGACCUAUUGAUUUUCUGCAAGGAAAUUUCAAAUUCUCAAUUCUAAACUCUGAAAUGUCCAACUUCAGAAACGAUCCCACAUUUGAGCCAGAGUUGAUACAGGCAGCUGCUCAAGCUUACGAAGCGCUUGCAUCUUCAGAAAACUUUGCAACAAAGUUCUGGGAGAAAUGGAACACUGAAUAUCUUACUAUUUUACGUGACAGCCAUAGAUGUCAAUUGAAUCAGAAACGUCAUAGACCAGUUAAUGAAAUAUACCCUCUAGAGAUUCGUUCAGAGCCUGACAACCAACAAUCAAUUGAACGAAGCUCUGAGAUCAUGGAUAAUGAUAUUCAUAUCCCAACAACAACCCAAUCUAGAAAUCAUCUAGCCAGAAUCUCCAAAUCUCGCGCUUUAGACGUCAUUCGAGAAUUCGAAACAGACCUCGACAGAUCGAUGACCCCUACGUCUGCUCGAUCAACAGUAUCCUGCCUAAUAACGGCAAUGUUAUCGUUAUUUCUAAUCAACCCUAUUGAUGCGCAACCAAACAACAGUAUUAUUUGUAAUGAAGAUAUCACGUUUAUAAUACCUCCUAGAGGACAAUUCGAAUUGUGCUUUGAUCAUGAAUGCAAGUCAUUCAAAAAUGUUACGGAAGAAAUUAGGUAUACUCUUCCUGUUCCACCAUUGGACAAUCCUGUAACGGUAGAAAUACGUUUCUACUUGAGAAACGAAGUAAUAGCAAUGAUCGAAAAAUGUGAGCGUCACGAAUUUUGCGCGGCAUCUUCAACAAUCUUGAGUAAAGCACUCUUAGAAAAUCCACAUUGUUGGCCAUUUGGCGCCAUUCUUACUGUAUUCAUAAUCUUGUACUCUAUUCUCGUAACAAUGAUUGGUAUGGCAUGGUCCAUACGCAAAUGCCGAAAACAAAGGCAGAGAAGAACUAAUGUACAAGUUGAGUGCGAACUGAAAUUAGAUAUGGCCUCAAAGUAUCCAGGAUACAUUGCAUGUGAAGAAACAUGCGGCGGUACUGUCUGCGGAUGUCUUCUCCCGAUGCCAGUAUGCUCAUUCUUGCGUCUGGCACAAGUACCAAGUAAGCAAAGAAUGGACUCUCCACCUACUGAACCUCGUGCGUCAAUACCCACUACUGCGGAAGCUACUUUAAAGAGAGCUGUUGUUCGACGUUGGGUGAUUGCACAUCUCGUUCGACUUGAGGGCAAGGCCCAAGGCACUAGCACAGUGCGAUCGAGACGAUAG